GUUGGUUGGUCUCGGCUCCAAUUCCACAGGUCUACCGUCUAGGGUCAGGACUCAGGACUCGAGACUCACACUCACAGACACGAUGUCACAUGUCCAGGAAAUCGGUUCUGUGGCAGAUCUAAGGUGGUUUAAGAUCGUAGAAAUCGCCCUUGCUACAGCUCAAAGGAGCUCACAAUGGCUGCCAAUGCUGCGUGCAUCUCCAAGCUUUCUUCUCACACCAUCUCCUUAUCAGCAUUGAAAGCACCUCGCCCAACACACUCUCAAUUGCGAAGUCAGGCCCUUUCCCCCACAUGUGCGGGAAGCGGAUCGACUUUGCGGCCCUCUUUUUUCCUUGGAAGAAGCUGGGAUUCCCGUCCAGUUGACAAGAAAAGCUUGCAGCCUGGCCCGACAGUUCAGCUGCGAAGAGUUUCAGUAAGAGCGGCUGGCAGCAACGGGGGCAGCCGGGAGCCUUGGGACUUCUCACGGUUUCUCAAGACCGUCCUAUACUUCAACGAACCGCCGAAAUUAGAGGAGGUGGUCUCAACAGUCACAAACCCGUCCAAGCUCAUGGAAGCGCUGGGGUCCGUUUUCAGUUCCAGCCAGCAACAAUCUGCCGGCUCUAGAGGGGGCAGGGGAAAGGUCUUGGUGGUGGGGGCGACUGGGGGGGUGGGCAAACGGAUCGUGGAUGAGCUAAGGAAGAACGGAGUGCCAGUUGUGGCCUUGGUACGGGAUCAAGGAAAGGCGCAGAAGCUGCUGGGGCCGCCCAGUCCGGGACUGCAAAUUGUAACAGCGGAGCUAACACAGCCACGAACGCUCCUCCCCGAGUACUUUGAGGGCGUUUCCGCGGUCGUCAACGCGUCUGCAGUCAUCGUCGGCCCAAAGGAAGGUGACACAACGGAACGGGCCAAGUACUACCAGGGCAUAAAAUUCUACGAUCCGGAGAUCAAAGAGAACACGCCCGAGGCCGUGGAGUUCCGGGGCGUGCAGAACUUGGUGGAGGCGGUCAAGGAGCAUCUAGGCUACCGGGAUGGAAAAGUCCUGCUUCAGAUCGAGAACGGCUUACCGAGCGGUCCCGCUUGGGGCGCACUGGACGACGUCGUGAUGGGCGGGAUCAGCGAAAGCGGCUUCCAAGUCGACCGUAGUGCCAGAGAGGACGGCAGUGUAGUCGGCGUCUUCAGAGGUUUUGUCUCUUCCAAGAACUCAGGGGGCUUUGCAAGCAUUAGAACCCGGAAUUUCACACCGCCGCUCGACCUCACGUCAUAUGAAGGCCUUUCGAUACGGCUCAAAGGGACAGGAAAACGGUUCAAGUUCAUCAUCCGGACGGACGAGGGCUGGGACACCGUCGGCUACACCAAGAGCUUCGACACAAAGGCUGACACGUGGCAAACCGUCCAACUGCCCUUCUCCGAGUUCGUUCCGGUGUUCCGGGCCAGGACGGUGACGGACAAGCCGCCUUUCAACCCGGCGACCGUCUACUCCUUCCAGUUGAUGUUCAGCAAGUUCGAGUCCGACGGUGAGCUUAAUCCCACGUACGAAGACGGCGCGUUUGAGCUACCCGUAGCAUCAAUCAAGGCGUACCUCAAGGAGCCCAUCACGCCGAAAUUUGUCCACGUGGGUUCUGCUGGCGUCACUCGGCCCGGACGCCCGGGCUUGGACCUUGAUAAGCAACCGCCGGCCGUCCGAAUGAAUGAUCAACUGGGCGGCCUCUUGACAUACAAGCUCAAGGGGGAAGACGUCGUCAGGAGCAGCGGUGUGCCGUACACGAUCAUUCGGCCGUGCGCGCUAACAGAGGAGCCGGCGGGGGCGGAGCUCCAAUUUGAUCAGGGCGACAAUAUCACGGGCAAGAUUGGGCGGGAAGAGGUGGCGAGGAUAUGUGUUGCCGCACUCGCCAGUCCCGAAGCGCUCGAUAAAACUUUUGAGGUUAAAAGCACGGUUCCCUUCAGCGUGCCGUUCGAGGUUGACCCAUCCAACCCGCCGCCCCCGCGGGACUACACCCAGUACUUCUCCUCGCUCAAGGAAGGGGUGACCGGGAAGUUGGAGAAACAAGUUGCGGCGGCACAAUCAUAGGAUUGCGUUGAAAGGCGUGAGUGACUAGGUUGUACAUAACGGUGUGGGACACUUUCCUCUGUAUAAUACAAUUUUCGUCAUCAUCCAACUCAAGCAAAAUCAUUGAGUACGUACCUUUUUAGUUCUUAUGUCUUUGUUCAGCCGAUUUCCUUUGUAGUUCUGCUCGAUUGGUGAGAACUUUGGAUUUUCAGCGAAGCCAGGUCCACGAAAGGAUGGUCGACAUAGAUUUUUGCAGCUAUUCGCUCCGAACUCCGAGAGGUGCGACGAGGUUUCCGCAAUUAUGUUUUUCAUGUCUAUCUUCUUCAUGAGUCCUUUC
Messenger RNA from Klebsormidium nitens, 2362 nucleotides. The record is from the annotation of a GenBank genome assembly. Lineage: Eukaryota; Viridiplantae; Streptophyta; Klebsormidiophyceae; Klebsormidiales; Klebsormidiaceae.